Molecule: messenger RNA, 2971 nt
Organism: Archocentrus centrarchus (flier cichlid)
Lineage: Eukaryota; Metazoa; Chordata; Actinopteri; Cichliformes; Cichlidae
Gene: ttll1
Product: tubulin tyrosine ligase-like family, member 1
Exons: 10
Coding region: 493-1767 (424 amino acids)
Biological process (GO): microtubule cytoskeleton organization; protein polyglutamylation
Cellular component (GO): ciliary basal body
Molecular function (GO): tubulin binding; tubulin-glutamic acid ligase activity
Source: RefSeq, a predicted model, not a curated record
UCUUCCGGAAGGACCAAGCCCGUAACGACGUCCUUUAGUGUUUAGUGUUAGUGUUUAGUGUCUUUCUUCUUUAAACCUAUCGCUAAAAAAUUAACGUAGUUUAACAAAUGUGCGCAUAUGCUAUUGCAUUUAAAUAACAAAGACUUUUAUUGUGAAGAGUAGUUUGACUGUGGUGGGCGUUUUCGUCACUCUGUCCAGCUUGGCGUCGCCUGGAUCAAUAAAAAAGCGGCUUGUUAGCAAUAAAAAACAGCUAGCAUGGAGGGAGCUUUCUGUCGCUAGCUGCUUCUGCUGAUGGUGUGUUUCGCUGUGAGUUUAGCAAAGGGACAGUCUGUGGAGAGGAGAUUGCAUCAUUGACCGGAUGAUGUCCGCCCAGCCUCUGCAGCAGCAUCAGCAGCCCGGGGCGGAUUCAGCAGCCUGCUAAUAGAGCCAAGCCCGGCUAGCUGAUCCUGAUGACUGGCUGUUUCCUGGCACUGAUUUGCAGUGGGAGGCACCAUGGCCGGUAAGGUGAAGUGGGUGACAGAUAUUGAGAAAUCAGUGCUCAUCAACAACUUUGAGAAAAGGGAAUGGAUUCAAGUUACAGAAAACGACGACUGGAAUUUCUACUGGAUGAGCAUCCAGACCAUCAGGAAUGUGUUCAGCGUGGACACUGGUUACCGCCUGUCAGAUGACCAGAUGGUUAACCACUUCCCCAACCACUACGAGCUGACCAGGAAGGACCUAAUGAUCAAGAACAUCAAACGAUACCGCAAGGAGCUGGAGAAGGAAGGUAGUCCGCUAGCGGAGAAAGACGAGAAUGGAAAAUACAUUUAUCUGGAUUUCGUCCCUGUGACAUUCAUGCUCCCCGCUGAUUAUAACCUGUUUGUGGAGGAAUUUCGUAAGAAUCCGUCCAGCACCUGGAUCAUGAAGCCCUGCGGGAAGGCCCAGGGCAAAGGCAUCUUUCUCAUUAACAAGCUGUCCCAGAUUAAAAAGUGGUCAAGAGACAGCCGCACCUCAACGUUUGUAGCAGCAUCUAGUGGCAAGGAGGCUUAUGUCAUCUCCCUGUACAUUGACAACCCUCUGCUGAUAGGAGGGAAGAAGUUUGACCUGCGUCUUUAUGUCCUGGUGACCACAUAUCGGCCCCUGAAAUGCUACAUGUACAAGCUGGGCUUCUGCAGGUUCUGCACAGUGAAGUACACACCCAGCACCAGCGAACUGGACAACAUGUUUGUGCACCUCACUAAUGUGGCCAUCCAGAAACAUGGGGAUGACUACAACCAUGUCCAUGGAGGCAAGUGGACAGUCAGUAACCUCCGUUUGUACUUAGAGAGCACCAGAGGAAAGGAGGUGACCAACAGAUUGUUUGACCAGAUCCACUGGAUCGUGGUGCAGUCACUGAAGGCCGUAGCCCCUGUGAUGAACAAUGACAAGCACUGUUUUGAGUGUUACGGGUAUGACAUCAUUAUUGAUGACAAGCUGAAACCGUGGCUUAUUGAGGUGAAUGCCUCUCCCUCACUGACAUCCAGUACAGCCAACGACCGCAUCCUCAAGUACAACCUCAUCAACGACACCCUCAACAUCGUCACACCCAAUGGGGACAUCCCGGACUGCCGCUGGAAUCGCAGCCCGCCCCGAGAGGCCCUGGGCAACUAUCAAGUCCUGUAUGACGAGGAACAGGCACAGAGCGAGAACGCUGAGCGUGACCUGCGGAGUCGUUCGGGUCAGUCGCUGGGGUCAAAGGGCACCAAGGGGAGUGCAGGCGUUCGCCCGAUUGCUGCCACUUGGAAGUGAAGCGAUAAUUGCUCCCUCAAAUUGACUUCCUGUACAAUACUCCAGGGACCUCCUGUGGGGAACCCUUCAGACUCCUUUUUUUAACACAUUGGACAGCUGUUCUCUCCGUCCACAUUUCACUGACUGCGGCACAGGGAGGAACAGCACUACUGCUCAACGGAGAAAAUGCAAUGUUGUCAUAUUCAGAAAGUUGAAAGGCUUGUAUUUGUCACUGUUUAUAUGAAUGUAAAACAAAAUAAGUGUAACAGAUGCUCUGAGAAGUUUAAGGUCAAGUCAGGUAGGUCAAAUGUCACAUACAGCAGCGGUUUCCAGCAGUGAGCAUAAAGGAUUACCAACCCGAACUAUGCAUGAUACCUGAUUGAUGACACUUUAACUUGACCUGCCACCACGGUGCUAAUGAGAAGAUACACUGUAUGGUAAUUAAGUGGUACAAAACUAUCGAGUGGAAGUGGUUUAAAGACAUAUUUUACUAAGAGGCAGUUGAUAGGCAGAAUUAGCAGUACUAAACGUUAAUAGAAUUUAAUAAUGUUUUUGUACGUUCAUUAUCAGUAUGUUUUGCGGGAGCUUUGAUGAUUGUAUUCUUGCUGAACCCUCUUGCACUUUAUUUCUUUACAUGUGCUUUAAAAAAUGUCUCAUUGUUGCAUUUUGAGUCUCACCCAUUGUCACAUCUGCUGCAAAUUGAAAUGCUAAUAAUAUGUGUUGAGAUGUAUUCUUAUUGCCUGUUUAUUUCCUCCAACUACUAAAACACCAAAACACUGAUGAAGACUUAUCAUUCACCUUUGUGAUACCUUGAGAAAUAAAUCUCGGUAUUUUAAAACAAAGUCACACAACUCUGUCUCUGGCUGCCGCUAACAUUUUUCUGUAAGUACAGUGUGGCUUUCUUUUCCCAUGAGAAAAUAUAAAUAAAGGAAUUAUAGAAGGUGUUAUUUGAAAAAGUUAUAAAAAGUUACAUCAAAUUGCAGUUCUACAUUAGUCAUUUAUUACUACUAGUCCAUGAUUAAGAUGAUCAGCCAUAAUCACUUAUUUGCUCCAAAAAGCAAUGUGGAUGGGGAAAAGGUGGUGAAAGGGUUUAGAGAAACAUUUCUGCAAUCAAAUUGUGAUUAAGCAAGGCUGUAACAGUAUGAUUCAACCCUGCCCUUACACAGUGUCCAAGCUGGUGUUUUCUUUUUGAUUAAAUGCUGCUUUAUUUUAGUUGCCUUAUGCC